UGGUAUCCUAGUCUAGAUCCUCUCGCCAGGAUAUUUGCAAACAUAUUUGUUUUUCAAUUUUCACAAAAAGUUAAAAAGAAAACUUGUUGAAUACGGUUUAUGUCUUUCUAAAGGGGAUUCCGUCAUCGGUUAAAAAUAGCGUCUUCCUUUUUCGAAGUAGAAGAAAGUCUAUAGAAAUUUCCAAAAAAUGUCCAGUGACGAUGAGGAAAUUUUCAAAGUGGACCCCGAAACAGCUUGGUUGGAAGAGGAAACAAUCGGGGGAUUUCGCGUCUGGCAUAUUAUGGCAAUAUGCCUGUCAAUUCUUCUGAGUAUUAUCAUAAUCGUUUGCUGUUGUAUACGUUUUCGUAUACCAAGGACGAAACAGGAAAUCGAAGCUGACUACCAGCGGAAACAACUUACGAAAAAGUUUCGCGAAAAAUUGGCGCAAAUAAAAAACUCGGAAAUGGAUAAUAUGGAUUUACAAAAAGCUCUUGCCAGAAUCCAAUCGGACUAUCUUUCACAUCACAACAGCAAGGAGAACCUAAUGAGAGAUGAUAUCAAGUUUACAAGCACAAUACAGAAUCCUGUUUGAAACAAAGUCAUGCUACAUACAUAAAUAAUGCGCAGA
Messenger RNA from Eupeodes corollae, 607 nucleotides. Its product is annotated as transmembrane inner ear expressed protein. The transcript has 3 exons. The coding region runs from base 188 to 571 and encodes 127 amino acids. NCBI's taxonomy places the organism in Eukaryota, Metazoa, Arthropoda, Insecta, Diptera, Syrphidae. The record is from RefSeq and is a predicted model, not a curated record.